This is a messenger RNA of Drosophila serrata, 675 nucleotides long. RefSeq names its product Insulin-like peptide 2 (gene Ilp2). NCBI's taxonomy places the organism in Eukaryota, Metazoa, Arthropoda, Insecta, Diptera, Drosophilidae. Gene Ontology annotation, cellular component: extracellular region. Gene Ontology annotation, molecular function: hormone activity. The record is from RefSeq and is a predicted model, not a curated record.
AGCAAACAGCAGUUCCACAAGCGGCUCCCCCAGAGUUAAUCCCCAGAAGAUCACAGCGACACAACCAUGUGCAAGGCAGUUGUCUCCAUCAGCUCGGUGCUCCUAGUGCUUCUCCUGGCCUGCAACUCCUCGCUGGCCCAGUUGCCGUACUCGGAUUACAGGCUGUGCAGCGAGAAGCUCAACGACAUGAUGAUGAUGGUGUGCCAAGAGUUCAAUAGCAUAAUGCCCCAGAAGCGAGGCAUGAUUGCCAGCGAACUGGACCCGCUCGAUCCCAUUCAGUAUGUGGAGGCCAAGGAGGAAGCGGAGCAGCUGACCAGUCCGCUCCUGCGCGGUCGCUUCUACGGAGGCGAAGUUCCAGUCCUCAACUCCUUGGCUUCCAUACGGCGACGCACGCGGGAGGGCAUCGUGGACAGGUGCUGCAAGCACACCUGUCCCUACCCCGUCCUCAUGGAGUACUGUUCCGUGGCGGCCAGUCCGUAAAUUUCCCACGGAUCCCGAACACUCACUCAACUCUCAGGACUCAGGACCCAUUUGUUUAACUCUGGAAUUGGUUAAAAGCUAGAAGACACGAAGGAUGAUGAUGAUUUUAUAUAAAGUAGCUUGUUGCAUGUUAAAUAGAUCUACAUAGAUCUAUAUAGAUUAAAUAUAUCCUGCUUUGAACGUUAGCAAACCAUA